AUGAGCUAUUCCACCAAGCUCACCGAGAACCUUAACCGACAAGACCCUAACUCUCGGCCUCCUCCCCUAGUUCUCCUCCGAUGGCUCGCUUCCUUCGCCCUCAAGCGCGGUUCUCCCCUCCACUGGCGCCAAAGGCUCGCCCUCGCCUUCAUCCGCGCCCAGCGCGCCAUCGUCCCCGCCGGCGUUCGCCGCCGUAACCUCCGCCGCGAGCUCACAGGCCAGGGCAUCAUCGCCUACUGCGCCAAGAAAGGCCUCGUCGUCAAAACCGUCCAACUCGAGGCCUCCAGCACCACGUACAAGGCGGGGCUCGACGUCCCGGCCCCGACGCUGCACUUCAUCGCGGCCCCCGGCGCGAGCGACCAAUCGGGCGCGACGACACUCCUCUACUUCCACGGCGGCGGCUACGUGAACCCGAUGCGCGCGGGCGGCCACGUGCCGUUUGCCCUGCAGUGCGCCGAGGCGUGCGGCGCGCGCGAGGUCGUCUUUCUCGAGUAUGCUCUCGCGCCGGAGUAUCCGUACCCCGCACAGCUGGUGCAGGCUGUCGCCGCUUUCCGGUACCUUCUCGAAGGCGACUCGCAUCUGAGCGUCGACGACAUCGUCCUCGCGGGUGAUAGCGCCGGCGGUAACCUCGUCGGCUCUCUCCUCGCCCAUUUGGCAUCGCCCUCGCCCUACGCCGCGCCCGUCGACCUGGCGGGCCACACCCUCAAAGCCGCCGUUUUCGUGUGCCCGUGGACCAUGAUGCAUGUGAAUCAGGCCAGCUUCGCGACCAACGAUGCCUACGACUACCUCAAUCGGCCGCAGGCCCUUCAGUUCAAAGCGGAGUGGAAUCCCGCUGAAGGUGAGGUCUGGGCCAAUUUGUGUGAUGCGCCCGCCGCCUCUGCGGUGUGGGAUGCUGCGUUUGGGCGCGCCGGCAAGCCUGGAGUGGUAUCCAAGGCCUUGGUGACCUCAGGGUCGGCCGAGGUGCUGGUGGACAGCUGCAACCUCUUCGCGAAGAACCAUCUUCGGGGCGAGCUGGUGGUGGCGGAUAGCGGUACCGACUUGAGCGUGUUAGAUGGCAAGGAUUUCGUGUCGGUGGAGUGCAACGGGGAGGUGCAUGUGCAGCCGGCGCUCGACGCUUUCAUGGGGUAUAAGGACGGGGUGAUGAUGAGGGCUAUCGCCAGGUUUCUGAAGACUGUGUAG
This is a messenger RNA of Parascedosporium putredinis, 1179 nucleotides long. The record is from the annotation of a GenBank genome assembly. NCBI's taxonomy places the organism in Eukaryota, Fungi, Ascomycota, Sordariomycetes, Microascales, Microascaceae.